Candidozyma auris is the source of this 1056-nucleotide messenger RNA. RefSeq names its product mitochondrial 54S ribosomal protein mL38. The transcript has a single exon. Bases 1 to 1056 code for a protein of 351 amino acids. NCBI's taxonomy places the organism in Eukaryota, Fungi, Ascomycota, Pichiomycetes, Serinales, Metschnikowiaceae. The record is from RefSeq and is a predicted model, not a curated record.
AUGAGUCUAAGAAUUAGUCGGAGCUUUGCGUCCAAAGCAAGAACUUUGGGCGUCUGGAGCGAGUUUCAGAAGAGAUCGCCGGCGUUGAAGAUCGACAACGACAAGUUCAGAAGCGAUCUUUUCAACGGCAUCUCUGCUGAGGGUCCUCACUCGUACCAUGUUGAAACUCACAGAAAAAGCUACCAUUCUCCAGAGCUUAUCGACCCAACAUUCAAGCAGGCUUAUGAAUUGCUAGAGAAGGAGGCUGAGAGAAUAUACAAAAAGGCUGAAACCACUGGUGAUAACGAACUUCUCGUGAAGGCCGAGCUUGAGAACCCUGAGGUAUUGCACAACUUCGAAACGGGUAAGUACGAUUUGUCGUUGCCUGUUUACAGACAUCUUGCGGAGGAAAAAUGGAGGAGUUACGACCUCAUGCUCACGAUGCAAAGAUUGGAGACCCUACAUGUUAUCCCUGAUACUAUGCCCACAUUAGACCCUAAGGCUGAUGUCAAGGUGAAAUUUGGACACAACACUCGCAGUGAGUUCGUUGGAGACAUUGAGCCAGGUACGGUGUUGCCAGCGUUUGCUGUUUCGGUGCCACCUACCAUAAAAGUCCAGGAGUUCGAUACCUCUGACUACGAUUUGGGUCUCUACACUGCUGUGCUUAUCAACCCAGACACUCCAGACUUAAAGAGAAACUCUUUCAAGACUUCUCUCAACUACGGUUUGCACAACGUGCCUUUGACAUACACAGACAACUUGAUUCUGCCCGCCAAGCUUUUGUCGAACCCGGAGUACAUUUUCCACCAGUACACACCACUCGUUCCAGAGAAGAACGCUCAGAAACAAAGAGCUUGUUUAUGGGUGUUUAGACAAUCUAAGAAACUCGACAACUUGUCAUUCAACCCAGACAAGUUUGACAUCAGAAAGUUCGCUGCUGAUAAUGGUCUUACCGCUGUUGGCGCUCAUGUGUGGAGACAAGUCUUCGACAGAUCUGUCAACGAGACAAGAGAACGCUUCGGUCUUCCAAAGGGUCGUGUGUUUAGGAGAGUUAGAGGCAACAAGCCACUUGUGUAA